Molecule: messenger RNA, 1260 nt
Organism: Debaryomyces fabryi
Lineage: Eukaryota; Fungi; Ascomycota; Pichiomycetes; Serinales; Debaryomycetaceae
Exons: 1
Coding region: 1-1260 (419 amino acids)
Source: RefSeq, a predicted model, not a curated record
AUGGUAGCUGAACCUGUUCAAGCGACCUGGAAAACGCUAAAUUAUUAUUAUAAUAAGACUUCCGAUUUUGUUGCCACCCAACAUGAUAAGGUAGUGAAUUCAGAAUAUUUUGAAAGACUACCCGAAUUGAAUCCAUUUUCAACUAGCAAACCAGAUCCGAAGCUCAUAACAAGAAGGCCACCUCAGUCAGUAUAUGCUAAGUUAUCAGAUCACGUUUGUAAAAACAAGAUACAAUAUCUAUCAUUAUUUUCGAUUGGAAUCGGAGCUGGUUCAUAUUAUUACUAUAACAAUAUUUAUAAAUCUACACAGCUACAGAAGUCCACAAAGCUUAAAAGAAGAGUACCAAAGUUGGCAAAUGGGGCAAGACGAGAUGUUGUUUUAAUUGUGGGGUCUCCUACCGAACCGUUAACUAGAUUAAUUGCAUUAGAUUUUGAAAAGCGUGGGUUUAUUGUCUACUUAACUAUAUUAGAUGAAAAAGAUUUCAAAUACAUUGAGUCUAACCAAAUUACUGAAGACAUAAACUAUUUAAACUUGAAUGAAUCGUAUAGUUUUGAAGUCCAAAUCAGCAAAUUCAGGCAACUGUUAGAAAUACCAGUGGUUCCAUUUCCUGGGGCUGAUUCGCAUUAUUUAAGAUUGACCAGUGUGAUAUUCGCCCCGAGCUUAUAUUUUCCUAUUGGUCCAAUCGAGAACAUAACUGUUGCAUCAUGGAAUAAGAUGAAUGAAAGAUUUUCUACUUAUCUUAAAUUGUUUUCUUCGGGGUUAGUGAAUUUGAUUCGUAGUCAACAGAGUAAGAUAAUAUUAAUUAACGCAAACAUUAUAAGCUCUUUGGAUAUGCCAUAUCACGCACCUGAAACAAUAUUUCUGAAUAGCGUCAGACACUUAUUCACUGCGCUUACUAGGGAAUUGGCUCAGCAUGAUAUAUCUGUGACUCAAAUUCGUUUGGGGAAUUUGAAUAUAUCUAAUCAGGAUUGUGCGUCUGAAUCAAAAAUUGCAACUAUUGUUAACUCCGAGAUUAGGAGUUGGAACGAAGACAUUAAGGAUUUAUAUGCUUCUAACUUUUCAAGCUCUCAGUACAAAGCCAACCCUAUCAAAUCUACAGGAAGAGGUACCAGCCUAAGGCAAUUAUAUCAUUUGAUGUUCGAUUUAAUCUACGCUAAAUAUAAGAAUCCAACAGUAGUAUAUUGUGGAACUGGUGCUCGAAUUUAUGAUUGGGUUUCGAAGGUUAUACCAGAAAGCUUUCUUGCAUGGUUUUUGACGUAG